Patiria miniata (bat star) is the source of this 1288-nucleotide messenger RNA. Its product is annotated as V(D)J recombination-activating protein 1-like. Bases 89 to 1162 code for a protein of 357 amino acids. NCBI's taxonomy places the organism in Eukaryota, Metazoa, Echinodermata, Asteroidea, Valvatida, Asterinidae. The record is from RefSeq and is a predicted model, not a curated record. Gene Ontology annotation, biological process: protein polyubiquitination; ubiquitin-dependent protein catabolic process. The transcript has a single exon. Gene Ontology annotation, molecular function: ubiquitin protein ligase activity.
UACAACUUUCACUCACGCAACACAACAAUAAAAACACAGAAGACCGUAGAGUUCGUGUCUUUCAAAAUGGUGUUUUAUUUACAUCAGCAUGAGUUUUAAAUUUCACGAGGCAUCAUUAGAAAAAAUAUGUAGAAUUUGCACAAAUAGAUUACAUCCAGGAUCUACAGUUUCAACUAGGAAGCCAGUAUUUUGUGCGAAUGUAAACAAGGAAAUUUUCAAUGUGUUUGGAGUAAGUACUUGGGAGGACACACCUGAUCAGCAUCCACAAAAACUAUGCGAGAAAUGCGCCAGGAAAAUUAGGCACUACACUUCUGGAGAAAGGACCUACAGUGUGAGUAACAUAAAAAGACGACAAACUGUGCAAAGCGAAUGGCCAAAACAUUCCCGGACAGGCAAGUGCUUUGUUUGUAAAUUAGUACCUCAACAAGGCAGAGGCGGAGGCUCCUAUAAACCUAAAUGUGACUCCAGCAGACAAGUGAAGAGUACAGACUCGGCGCUUUGCUUUCAAGGAAAGGACAACAUCUUUAGUGAGUUGCCUUCACAAACAUUGUCAUGUAUAGUGCCUCCAAGCAUUGACAUUCUUUGCCAUCGAGGAGAAGAAUUUUUGUUUAUCUGUGUAAUAUGCCAAUGCAUAAUCAGCCGACCAGCGGUGCAGACACCAUGUGAACAUGUGUUUUGUUCAACCUGCCUCAGUAAAUGCUUCCAGUUUGCAUCGUGUCAUAAAAUUAACUGUCCUACAUGUAAACAGACUUUGGACUUCCAGGAGGUUACAAAAAUUCCCCGUAUCUUAAAUGUACAGCUUGACAACCUGACAGUGAUUUGCCAUAACUGCACACAAAUUGGCAGACUGUCCCAACUUGUAGAUCAUGACUGUUCACCGAACAGUACCCCAGACCACAAAGUAACCAUAGUGGAAGCACCCAAGUCUUCCCUACUUCCCCAAGAUGAUAAAGCUGCUCAGAUUACAAAUGCAGCAAGGAUCCUUAAAGAGCUGGCUUCUAAUCACAAAGUUGGCACACAAAUACCAUCUGAAGUCGAAGAAGCUACCGAUAAAUGGAUGUGCCACAAACUAAAACAAGAUAAAUCUCUGGUCACAAUCAAAACAGGUGGACGGGUAAGUUCAAAGAUAAUAUUAAUAGACUUAAAUUUUCUUUCUUCAUAAAAUACUUUAUACAUUAACCACAAAAUAAAGGUACCUUUAGUUCUAUAUUUUUCGGUUUUUUUUCCAUCAUUACAAAUUUCACAAAGAAUCUUUAUCAUCUGGCGCACUAAACUCACUUUGAAUUUU